GUCAUUUUUGACUUGUGUCAUUUAUUUUCAACAUGUAUUUGAAAAUAAGUAAAGAUUAGAUUAAAAAUAAGCGUAUUAAUUCGAUUUGAAACAUGUUAAUUUUACCAAAUAGACUAUUCGUUCAAACAGUAUUACCCGUUUCGAGGUUAUUAGUUAGAAAUGUCUCCUCAGGCAAGCAAAAAAAGGGGAUAUUCGGGAUCGGUUUCGCCAGCGCUUCGGUGGGACUACUACUAGGCACCGGCUAUUCGAUAUACUACAUGAAUAAACCCAACGCUCACCUAGUGAACGAAGAAACUCGAAUAAAACUCGUCGAAUACGUGCCCGACAUAAAACCAUCGAAGAUAAUCAAGCACGUAGAGGAUCGAAGCGGAUUAGAACUGACACUCUACCAGUACCAAACCUGUCCGUUUUGCUGCAAAGUCAGAGCCUUUUUAGACUACUACGGUAUAUCCUAUAACGUCAUCGAAGUGGAUCCCGUUCUAAGACAAGCCAUCAAAUGGUCACCAUACAAAAAAGUACCCAUACUCGUAGCCAAAAGCGAACAAGGACUCCAACCGUUAAACGAUAGCUCGAUGAUCGUAUCCGCCAUAGCCACCUACCUGUUCGAAGGCAACAAAGACAUCUACGAAAUCGUCAACUACUACCCCUUCAUAUCAUACGUAAACGACGGCGGUCGCAAGACCAGCGAAAUAAUGAACAAAUACUUCGUCAUGCUGUCGAGAGCCUCCCGAUCGAAGGCCGACGAGCUAGAUGAAAAAGAAGAGCGAAAAUGGAGGAGCUGGGCGGACGAAGUCCUCGUUCACACUCUUUCACCCAACGUCUACCGAACGCGCGACGAAGCCCUGCAGGCCUUCCGAUGGUUCUCCGACGUGGGCGAGUGGGAGAUGAACUUCCCCGCCUGGGAGCGCCACUUGAUCAUCUACGCAGGCGCCGCCGCCAUGUGGCUGAUCGGUAAGAGGCUCAAGAAGCGGCACAAUCUCAAAGACGAUGUGAGACAAUCGUUAUACGAUGAGUGUAACGUUUGGUUGAAGGCCGUGAGAGCGAAGGGGGGCAGGUUCCUGGGCGGCGAUCGCCCGAAUCUGGGCGAUCUGGCCGUCUACGGGGUGCUGAGCAGCAUCGAAGGGUGCCGGGCGUUCGAGGAUUUGCUCGGACACACGAAAAUCGGCGGGUGGUAUUUCGAGAUGAAGGAGGUGGUGGGUAGGAGCGAGGGCGCCAAGUUAAUUCGGAGCUAACUUCAGAUUGCUAAGUGUAUGUGUGUGUGUUGUACGUACUUUUAGAUCGCCUGAUAUGUUAGCGCCGGCUUGUAUUCCGGUGACCGAUGGAAAGAAUAUGGCGAACACUUGGAAAAAGUUGUAGUUUAUGUCGUCUUGAGGCCUGUACGCCGGCGGCCAGUUCUCCGCGAACAGCGUCGCUGGAACGAUACAAAAAAAAAUACUUGUUACAGAAUUGUUUAACUUGAAUAAAGUUGAUUGAACAAUGAACGAAGUUCCACCUAACAUGAAAUCCUCAGGAUAUCCUCGAAAAUUCCCUGAAACCAUCCGCUCCAACGAACCCACCUUCUUGUCAGGCAAUGUUUUUUCUCUCGCGGUAAAUUGUCAUCAUUAACAUGCAAAUGAAGAGGUGUCGAUUCGCUUCUAUUUUCGCCACGACUUGUUUACGUUACGAGCGCCUAUCGAUCGGGCGUAAAAAGGCGGUCAGGGCGUAGGUAAGACGACCUGUUUACGACGCGUCGAGAUGUUUUUGUUCGCAAUUAACGCGUCAGACCGGGUGUCGCUGGAGAAACGAUCGAACAACGAGCGCUAUUCGAUGGAAUCGACAAGCAAAGGGCUCGGAUUUGCCAAUGAAUUGGCCAUCGUUGAAACGAGAAAUUCCUGUUCGAAAGAGACUAAUCGUUCCCAAAAGAAUUGCCCACAACGUAAGAACUGUCACAAGCUUCAUUUAUUUGUUACUGGCAUCCAAAGAGAUUACAAUCUGUCUUCUUCAAGACAACAAGCACUUGAUAUGGCCACAUGUAAGAUGGCAUAGAGAAGUAACAUCCAUUGUACCGGUAUAAGUGAAAUAUUAGAGAAUACUCGAAGUAUAUUGUCCAUGAAGCAAUAGAUUUCAAGAGAAAGACAAUCAUGUACAGGUAUAGGACAAAAAAACCUGUCUUUUUCAAGACAAUAAGAAUUUGUUAUGACCAUAUGUAAGAAGUGCCAUCCAUUGAUACUACUAUAAGAUGACAUACCUACAUGAGAUAUCAGAAAAUAGCAAAUGGUAUGAUUAUAUAACAAACUUACUAUUGAAUCCGACGAAACCUUUGGCCCUUUGCACGUCAUCGACGGGGCCGAUGAUGGUGCCGGCGAUGAAAUCCGCCAUGGCGCCGACGAUGGCGGCGAUGAGGAAGUUCUGCGCCUUGGACUCCCACUCCAUGCCGACGGCGCAGAUCAGUAUCAUGAGGAGCGUCGCGACGGUGCCGACGAUGCGGGUGUCCUGGACGGCGCCGUCGACGAUCUGCAGAUCGUAGUGCCUGAGCAGGUCGCUCAGGGAGUUGCAGAAGCCGAUGGUGUUCAUCGACGCCGAGACGGCGUUGGCGAAGGCGAAGACGACGCCGACGGAGGCGCCGAAUUCGGGGCCGAGCGAGCGCGAUAUGAAGUAGUAGAUGCCGC
This is a messenger RNA of Phyllotreta striolata, 2648 nucleotides long. The record is from the annotation of a GenBank genome assembly. NCBI's taxonomy places the organism in Eukaryota, Metazoa, Arthropoda, Insecta, Coleoptera, Chrysomelidae.